UAGGUAAUGACAAUGUGUACCUCCACCUCACAUUGUAGAAAGCGGUUUACGGUUUUUACGUCACCACAUAUAAUUAAACUAUAGAAGCGUCAAUACCCACAACGUGCUCGUCUUUACUCCUGGGCAGCAGGGAUUGGAGACAGGAAUCAGUCACGUGACGAUCUAAUUAAGUGCUUCGUUGCAUUGUUUCCUCCCUUCCCAGUUAACAAUAUUUUGUAGUGUCUGCGUGUACAAAGGUACUUUGGAAAUGCCAAUCCGUGUGAACCACCAAUUACAUUUGCACUAGAAGGCGGACCUAAAGUGCCACUUUCGGAGUGCACUCCUAAAGAAAGUACAAGCUUAAGCCAAGACAGGAGUAAUUUACAACAUAUGGUUAGGUGUCUACAGCUAGAAUGAAUGGAGCGGCAUAUUCCAAGUUUGACAAUAAAGAACAUGUGUUGAAGCUAGGAGAUAGUUUCGAACGGAACCCAAAGUGCGCAUUUCACACAAUUAGAUAUGACUUUAAGCCUGCAUCUAUUGACACAUCGUGUGAAGGGGACCUUGAAGUUGGCAAAGGUGAACAGGUGACCAUAACACUGCCAAAUCUUGAGGGCUCAACCACUCCAGUCACUGUAUUUAAGGGAUCAAAGAGACCAUAUAUGAAGGAAUGUAUCCUGGUAAUAAAUCAUGAUACCGGGGAGUACCGGCUGGAGAAACUCAGCAGCAACAUCACUGUGAAGAAAACCAGAGCUGAAGGAAGUAGCAAAGUUCAGUCUAGAAUUGAACUGCAGCAACAGCAAAUGCGCAAUGCUAACAAGACUCCAGUCGCUUCUAAAAACUCGCCUCCAUAUACUUCCAAGAACUCUCCUCCAUAUCCUUCCAAGAGUACGCCUCCACUCCCUUCCAAAAGCUCACCGUCUUACUCUUCAAGAAAUUCACCAGCUUAUAAGAACUCUCCUACUAAGGAAAAGCCAUCAUCUGCCACACCAGUGGAUGACAUUGAAAGAGAACUGAUGGCAGAAGCUAGCAUCAUAGAAGAAAUGAGCAGCUCAGACAGUUCGUCAGAUUCCAGAAAUUCAUCCACUUCAAGCAGUGACAGUUCAAGUAGUGAUUCUGAAGAUGAGAGCUCAAAAUCUCAUUCUACACCUCUGACUUCAUCUCACCCACAGCAAAAAGCGUCUGCUACAGAGUCCCUCAGUAACCGUUCUCAGGACAGUGGUGGCAUUUUAAUGAAUACAUUGAGAAGCGAUUUGCAGCUGAGUGAGUCUGGAAGCGACACUGAUGAUUAAGAUAGAUUUUCCUUUUAAUUUGAGAUUAUCAGAUAUUAAACUCUUAAGUCAUUAUCCUGAAUGAAGUUUUAAGUAAUCUCAAAAGACUUGAGACAUCUGCCUGCCAUCAAGGUGAAGGGCUGCCUUAACUGGAUUUUUUUUAUAAUGGAGCCACUGGAGAACAUUCCAGGAUAGUGGGAAAUAACUGAAUUUAUAUUAAAAUUGUGUCUUUGUGUUAUUCAUUAAUUUUGAUAGUACUUAAUCCUUCAGGACUACUGCUAAAUUGUGCCUCUUCAUAGCAUUUGAAACCUUUGAAAUGGAAAAAACUUAUUUUAAUAAAAUUACUGCAGUUUAA
Messenger RNA from Protopterus annectens (West African lungfish), 1602 nucleotides. RefSeq names its product ELL associated factor 2 (gene EAF2). Gene Ontology annotation, biological process: regulation of transcription elongation by RNA polymerase II; positive regulation of DNA-templated transcription. Gene Ontology annotation, molecular function: transcription elongation factor activity. The record is from RefSeq and is a predicted model, not a curated record. Bases 393 to 1268 code for a protein of 291 amino acids. The transcript is spliced from 6 exons. Gene Ontology annotation, cellular component: super elongation complex. Lineage: Eukaryota; Metazoa; Chordata; Ceratodontiformes; Protopteridae.